GAAGCGAGAUUGAACAAGAUUGAAAUAUAGGUUGACAUGCAUCUCGGGUGGGUAUAAUCGGUACAUUUGAUUAAUGUCAAGCUACAGCAAAAAACAGUUUUCAAAUUUAAUUUCCGGAUAAGAGUUGAAAAAGUCGAAGGAAACUUCACAAAUGAAAUGCAUCAUUUAUUUACUAUGGGAUGUCACGAUAAUUCCACCAUGCAAUUAAAUUUUAAAGGUAACUCGACAGAACCUUCUGCCGAAACCAAAAUCCCGCAGCCCGUACUUUCUGCAAAUGGUGAAAGUUUAAUCUCAAGUCCUCGAAAAUAUAAUAUCAGCUCUUUGCGAAUUCCUGCUGAUCCGUCGUGGCCGAAAAUCCCGCAACGAAAAUUUGCCGAUAAGGUGGGCGACAUCAUCGACCAACCAUGCGUUGUCACAGUAACGGGAACUCCUAGAAGGAGUCGUACGAUUGUGAGAACACCAACUUCUCAAACUAUGAGAGGAACCACUUCUGGGGAAACUGUAGAUUCGAGUCAUUAUGGUUCUAGUAAUAUUCCUUAUUCUCAGCCUGUGACACAACCCCUGAAAAGAAGACCUGGAUGCAUUGAUCCACGUUUUAAGAGGGUCACAACUGUUAAAAGUCAGAUGACGUCAACUGAACCGCAAGAACACGAACAUGAAACUCCGACUGAAACAAGUCGUUCUGCACACGUCAUUCCCAAUCAAACCAAAUCUACCACUGAAAAAGUACAACAUCCGGUACCAGAAAAGGAUACCAACCUUAAAAACGUAACUCAAGAAGAAGCCGAGAAACUUAACGAAGUUCAAUGCACAGAAGGUACUGGAAUUCAAGCAUUGGUUAGAGACGAAGACAAAGAAUUAGAAAAACAAAAGACUGAUUUUAGAACUUCCGAAAAUUGUGCUAAGCAAAGCGAUAAGGACCAAGUUCAAAAUUUUACUCAAGAAGUUAUCGAAUCCCGAAAUUGCGAUCUACUUUGCAAUGAUAGCAACUUAUCAGAAAAAUGCAAUUUUUUGGGAAAUUCAGAAGACAUAUCCGGAGGUACAAGAAUGAACAAAAUUUCACAGUCUCAGUAUUGUAAAAUUAUAUCUUCAAACUCAGAAGCUUGUAAAAAAGGCGAAACGAAAUCGAACAAGAUAAUUUCCAACGAUAAUCAAUGCCAAACUUCUGAAAAGGAUGUGUCACCCCACAAAGACAUAUCGACUGAUUCGCAGGAAAAAUUGUAUGGAAGAGAUGAAAAAUUAUCUGAGAAAAAUGUUGAAUUUUACUCCUUUGAUAAAAGAGAAAAUUUCAAAGCGAGGAAAAUAUCUCCCAAACAUGAAAUCAAUCAUUUCAAAUGUUCAGAGAGGUGUAGAACCUUCAUGAAUUCAAAAGCAGAAAAUUCAGAAUGUCUAAUACAAUCAGACGAGGAUUCAAUAUCAUUAUCAGAAGACGAAAUUUAUAGAAAUAGGUGUAAAGAACAUAACAUCGCUGAUGAUAAGGAAAGUUAUAUGCCUGCAACAACCGAUUCGGAAUAUGGUGAAAAGGAUCUUCUGUCAAGAAGAAAAAAAAAGCCCUUCGAUUAUUAUAAUUGUGCUGGCGAUGACAGUACUUUUUCAGCUAAGGACUACCAACAAAUGAAGUUUUUCCAAACUCACGCUGAAUGUUUUCACAACUCUUCCAAAAAAAUCGAAUCCUCAGAGAAUGAAGAGAAAAGUGGGAGGGAAAAAAAUGAAAGAGAAAAGAAAGAAAGAGACAUUAAAUUUAAAGAGAAAAUGAGAUCUCAACAAGAUUUAUCCCAUUUGAAUGGUAGAAAAUUUUCUCAAAUUUCGGAACCUCAUAUUAAUAUCAAGCAGAGAAGAUGCUCGACCUCUUAUUCAAAAAAUAAACUUGGAUACUCUGAAGAAAAAACAGAUGUCACAGAUUCAGAAUUUACAUUCCUCUGGCCAGAAAGACAGCGCGUGAGAAGAAAAUCAAGCCACGGAUAUUCUCAGAAACUUAUGCAGGAAAAAAGAAAUAGAUCCUGUGAUUCAGGAAGGAUCGAUAAUUCGGAAAAAAUAGAGGCUGUAGAAAAUGAUUCCGAGUCUAAAAAAAAAAGCCGAGUCAAUGUUCCACAUCCAACGGAUCUUGCGGAGCCGAAAAGGAGCUCUUGUAAAAAAUUGUAUCAAGCACCGCCUCAGGAUUUGAAUCCUGUAGCGGUAGAGAUAAUGAAAAAUCAAAACAUCCAAAUUAUUUCUCCUCGAGCUGAUACUGAUAUUACAACUAGUAAGCCAAAGACCAUUCCAGUUAAAACUCAACAGCUCUUGAGCAAGAGUUACUGGGAAUAUUACAAUAAAUUGAAACAGGUCUGUAACGAAGGGGAAGAUCCGCAGAAACAAUAUUUUUGUCAAGUGGCUAUGGGGGCACCGCAGAUUAAAAAGAAGAGAGGAGAUGUGAAACAUUAUGAGGAUCAGUCAGAAUUGAGUCGUCCUGAAAUGAGAACUUUGGAACGCUGUUCUGUUUUAUCGAGUAUGAUUAAUAAAACCUUGGAUUCAACGCCUCAAGAAUCGAUGGAUACUUUGCAUACGGAUCAAAUUUUUUUAAACACAAAUAUGAAAUCCUUUUCUGAUCCAACUGCUGAAACACCUAGUGUUGUGAUUAAUCAAGCUCAAUCGGGAAAUCCGCUGGAUGUCCAUGAAGGUUCUAGUAUUUCUUCCAAGUCGGUAGACACACGGACAGAUACACAAGUGGAUAAUGGAGUUAUCAAACUUAAAACGAUUUUCUUCUUUGGAAUCCUCAUGUACGCAAUCAUUGUUUUCCUACCAAUGAUGUACGAUUACUUUUUCUAUGUUGAAUACGAUGAAUAUGAAGAUUUGACGUACAUUGAGAUAGCUUUGGAUUACAUAGUUUCCUCUUUCCGAGAAGCUUUCAACGGAGUUUUUGACGUGAUAAAUAAAAUCAUAUUUCUUCCACUCUUUGUAAUUUUCAGAGCACCUGCAGGAAAUGUAACAGCUUUGCUUGAAUUUGCACUCUCAAUCAUCAUGUCCUUUCGUUCGUAAUAAUAGCAUCCUCGAUUUUUUAGCCCUUAUACUUGAUAUACUCGAUCUUUUUAUGCUUGACGCAGAUUUAUUGUUGUUGUUAUUUGCAAAAUAUUUGUACACGUGCUUGUGAUUAAACAUUUUAUUUAACAGAUAUUUAUAGCGUCUUUAUUCAUUAUGU
Messenger RNA from Belonocnema kinseyi, 3175 nucleotides. RefSeq lists its product as uncharacterized. The coding region runs from base 157 to 3015 and encodes 952 amino acids. Lineage: Eukaryota; Metazoa; Arthropoda; Insecta; Hymenoptera; Cynipidae. The transcript is spliced from 10 exons. The record is from RefSeq and is a predicted model, not a curated record.